GGUUCGCGGCCAGGUUUUGGUGCUGGCUGCAGUCUCGGUCUGAAGGCGGCCGGCUUGAGCGCCCGUCUCCGCGAAGAUGAGGCUUCUGCUGCUUCUCCUGGUGGCGGCGUCGGCGGUGGUCCGCAGCGAGGCCUCUGCCAACCUGGGCGGCGUGCCCAGCAAGAGAUUAAAGAUGCAGUACGCCACGGGGCCGCUGCUCAAGUUCCAAAUUUGUGUAUCCUGAGGGUACAGGCGGGUGUUUGAGGAAUACAUGCGGGUUAUUAGCCAGCGGUACCCAGACAUCCGCAUCGAAGGAGAGAAUUACCUCCCUCAACCAAUUUAUAGACAUAUAGCAUCUUUCCUGUCAGUCUUCAAACUAGUAUUAAUAGGCUUAAUAAUUGUUGGCAAGGAUCCUUUUGCUUUUCUCGGCAUGCAAGCUCCUAGCAUCUGGCAGUGGGGCCAAGAAAAUAAGGUUUAUGCAUGUAUGAUGGUUUUCUUCUUGAGCAACAUGAUUGAGAACCAGUGUAUGUCGACGGGUGCAUUUGAGAUUACGUUAAAUGAUGUGCCGGUAUGGUCUAAGCUGGAAUCUGGUCAUCUUCCAUCCAUGCAACAACUUGUCCAAAUUCUUGACAAUGAGAUGAAACUCAACGUGCACAUGGACUCAAUACCACAUCAUCGAUCAUAGCCCUACCUAUCAGCACUGAAAACUAUUUUACACUAAGGGAUUUUGCAAGAGCAGCGUGACUGACAUUAUGAAGGCCUGUACUGAAGACAGCAAGCUGUUAGUGCAGACCAGAUGUCUCUUGGCAGGCUCGUUGUACCUCUUGGAAAACCUCAGUGCAAGACAGUUUUUCCAUUGCUGGCACAUGCUGAAUUGUGCACAGCCGUGGCGUGCAAUGAUGCUGUGUAGCUUUCCCAAGCCCACCGUUAACUGUUUGUUCUUCUUGACGUGGCAUUACUACUUGCAACUCUUUUCUUAGUCAUGUUUGAGAAAAUACACAAUUGAGUUACAACUUGAGUUUUUCUCAAGAUGUGUGUUAAACUUGUGUUUUUAUAUGAAUUUUCAUUUUUUUAUAGUUUAACGUCAGUUUUCUUGGAAACACCUGAAGUUCCCAACUAAUUUAUAAAAGUUUAUCAGAUAGCUCUAAUUUGGUCAUGCUUAAUAUAUAGUUUUCAAAACACUGCAGAUUGUGAGCAGUAAAUUAUACAGGAUGAUGGGAGGAAAUCCAAUAUCUAGAGUGCUCUACCGUAUGUGUGUGUACACCUGUGUGUGUUUGCGCACAUGUGUGCUCUUGUGCUUGUGUGUGGGCUGUGGUCUGUGUGUAUGAGUGAAUUAUUAUUAGGAACAACAAAACCAACUGCUUUUAAAAUCCCAUUGUGUAGUUCAGAUGUCUUGCCUUGACCAAUCUAAUGAACUGAUUAAUGGGCCUUUAUACUAAAUUAAACAGAUGUAAGUUAAACAAAAGUUUGUUGCUUAGUAUACCUGUUAGCAUUAUUUUUAAUACCGUCUGCCUAAUGUUUUGUUUUGGCUUACAGAUAUUCUCAUAAAGGACAUACUUUAGAUUCACACACAAGUAAUGAGCUAAUUUACUGUUUUUAGAACAGUUGAAACUCACCUCACUAAAGAAAAAUUCAGUGAAACCUCUUUACAAAGUAUGUAUUAUGUAAACAGAUCAUUUGUCUUGUAAUUGAAUCACCUUAACAUCAUAUAUCAGAAUUUUAUUGUAUUUGAAAGACAAAAUUAAAAAUAUUUUUAAUGUUUUCAUAUUGUUCCAGAGUUUUAAAAGAAACUUACGGUUGAUAAUAAGAAUGAUUUAGCAGAAAUAGAAACUGAAUAGCAGUUACAUUGCGGCCAUAGUAACAGACAGGGAUGAAGUGGAAGAGCCUGGAUUUGUGAGUGGAGGUUAAAGAGCUUAAUUUAGGGGAGGUGUUGGUCCACCUGACUCUUGACUACUGGACAAACCUUGAGUGCAUUCAGGCAAUGCCUCAGUGUGGAAUCUACUGUGAUCUUCAGCUAACAGGCAGAUAGUCUAGUGAUGAACUGAAGAAAACUGAUGCAAUGUUACCCUUGACUAGGAUUGCAGCACUGCUAGCCCAGGUUCCUCUGGUGAUAAACGUUGUCAUUUAAACUCAAGUUCCUUAGAGGCUAUUAUUUAUGUGUAAAUAUAUAUAUUUUUACUAGGUCUUAACCUUGUUAAUAUGAUUGCCUAUCACUCCAGACUGCACAUCUUGUAAAGUUUAGCAUCAGAGGGGCCUUUCUUCAAGUAAUGGACAUUCCAUUUAUGACACAGUUAGCUUUAUGGCACAUAGACAUUCAGAAUUUGGGCCAUGGGUAUUCACGUGUACUUGAGAGGCCAAACUAUGAAGAACCUAAGGUCAGAUCCAACUUUCUCCAUGUUUGCCUUAGAUCGAAUUUGUCUCCUAGUUAAUGGCUUUAACUGUGUUGGACAUCUAGUAAAAUUGAGCUGUUUUAUCCAUACUCAUCUGUUUUAUUUUAUGCUUAAAUCCAGAAUUUAGUAGUCUACUAAACAAAUAAAUGAGAUGCAUGAAUAUAAAGAUUAUAAGGAAAAGGAGAAAGUAAACUAUUUAUAACGUUAUUAUAUUACUAACAAUUCAAAAUGUAUUAGUUGCUUAUAAAUUGGUGCAGCCGUGUAAUUACAGAAUUGUCUGUGCUCUAGAGCCAGAAGACUGUGGUCUUGGCACCAGGCUGGCGGAUUUCACUGGAGUUUUCAACACACUCGCCAUUGUGAAUGGUUUUAAAAAGCUGGUGAAACCUGGUUUUAAACUUGACCCUCGGUGUGUAAGAUGUACAGGAGCACACGCCUUCUGAGCGUGAGUGGCAUUGGUGAUGGCAUUAGUGACAGUUGCUCAGCCUGAGCAGCUGUGAAAGUGGUGGGAUCCAGUGAUGUCCAGUCUUACUUUAAAGGUUUAUUAGUUUGGGAUUUUGAUUGACUGGCAUAUUCUAUCAUUGUCAUAACUUAAAAUAAUUCAGUUAAAGUUUUUUUAAACAUGAUUUGAUAUCCUAGGGCUUUUCUUUUUUUAAAAAAAAAUGAGAAGCAGGUAAAGAAUUGUAAAGAUUUGGAACUUCUUUGUGGCAUUGUGAAAAUAAAUAAGCCAGUGUGAAAGGAA
This is a messenger RNA of Microtus oregoni (creeping vole), 3108 nucleotides long. RefSeq names its product selenoprotein T (gene Selenot). Gene Ontology annotation, biological process: cell redox homeostasis. The record is from RefSeq and is a predicted model, not a curated record. NCBI's taxonomy places the organism in Eukaryota, Metazoa, Chordata, Mammalia, Rodentia, Cricetidae. Gene Ontology annotation, molecular function: thioredoxin-disulfide reductase (NADPH) activity. Gene Ontology annotation, cellular component: endoplasmic reticulum membrane. The transcript has 6 exons.